Vigna radiata var. radiata (mung bean) is the source of this 5188-nucleotide messenger RNA. RefSeq names its product cyclin-T1-4-like. The transcript is spliced from 6 exons. Gene Ontology annotation, biological process: positive regulation of DNA-templated transcription, elongation; regulation of transcription by RNA polymerase II. Gene Ontology annotation, molecular function: cyclin-dependent protein serine/threonine kinase activator activity. Bases 209 to 1192 code for a protein of 327 amino acids. Lineage: Eukaryota; Viridiplantae; Streptophyta; Magnoliopsida; Fabales; Fabaceae. Gene Ontology annotation, cellular component: cyclin/CDK positive transcription elongation factor complex; nucleus. The record is from RefSeq and is a predicted model, not a curated record.
AACAUGGAUCGGGCUGGGUUACCAACCAAUCUGACCCAACUUUUAAAAUGUGGAUGAUGCUUGCCGUCUUAGAUAAUUCUUCCUUCCUUUUUCAACUUCAAAUACAAGCCAUCUCUCAUCUCAUCGCUCUUUUCCAAAACCCUAAUUCCUCUUUCCGUUCCAAUCUCGUUUCACAAGAUCGUCUUCGCUGCUUUUCCGUUCAGGAAUUAUGUCUUUUGUGCGGAAUUAUCAAGCAGAAGAUCGUAGUUUACAUAGUGGUUACUGGUCCACCUAUGAUGAAAACAACUUUGGCCGCAACAAUAGGAAAAGAAGUAGAAGCAAUUAUCACACCAGGAGUUUUAAUAUUUACAAUGAUAACCAGACAAAAUUUGGCGACCAUGGUUGUUCCUUCAAUUUUUCCUUGGCCGAUCAUGCCAAUUAUCUUAGAUAUGAUGCUGUUCCGUCAUCUCUGAAAAGGAGGAAAUAUUCAGCCCCUGUGUGGCAAGAAAGCCAUAGAUAUUAUGUUCCACCCAUGGUUCAUGACAAUAUCCCGUCCUCCUGUAAUUUUCAAGCUCCUCCUACAAGAUCCGAUGGUGAUGCCUCCACAUCAGCUGUCUUCAAGCACUGCUUCUCUAUUUUUGAAGAUGAUAAGCCUGUCUUCAUGUCAAGAGAUGAGAUUGAUAGAUACUCUCCAUCUAGGAAAGACGGUAUUGAUGUACAUCAUGAGACACACUUGCGGUACUCCUACUGUGCUUUCCUUCAGAAUCUCGGAAUGCGUCUCGAGCUGCCUCAAACCAUCAUUGGGACAUCUAUGGUUCUGUGCCACCGUUUUUUUGUUCGUCGAUCUCAUGCAUGCCAUGAUAGAUUUUUGAUUGCUACUGCUGCUCUUUUUCUUGCUGCAAAGUCAGAGGAGGCUCCACGCCCUUUGAAUAAUGUAUUGAGAGCGUCCAGUGAAAUUCUAAAUAAACAAAAUUUUGCUUUGUUCUCCUACCGGUUACCUGUUGAUUGGUUUGAACAGUACCGGGAACGGGUGUUCGAGGCUGAACAGUUGAUACUUACCACUCUAAAUUUUGAACUCAAUGUGCAACAUCCAUAUGCAUCUCUCACGUCUGUUCUUAACAAAUUAGGUCUAUCAAAGACUGUUUUGGUGAAUCUGGCAUUAAACUUGGUCAGCGAAGGGAUAUUCACAAGAUUAGCGUGCUGGCCUGUAUGAUAUUCUUAGCUGGCGGAUUGAUAUGCUGUUCAUCAAAAGUUUUGUUUUACAUCUGAAGUUGAACUGCUGAUGUCUAAUGGAUUGCUUUACCUUGAAUAUGUCUCGUCAACUUUUAUUUUGGCUACCCAAGCUAGCCUCAAGAGCCCUACCCCACAACUCAGUUUUUCUGUCUAACCCUCAAUUCCUUGUUGCUUAUGCUGAUUCCCAUCAGCCAAAGGUGCUCUCCAUAAUUUUUAGUAAAUGGGUUGAAAGAAGAUUGUUAAGUGACAUACAAACAAUAUGAAACUAACAAAAAAAGACAGAUACAGAGAAAGGCAAACAAUCUUAUCUUAAACAGUCUUAUCAUCAAAAGUUUUUGUUUUACAUCUGAAGUUGAACCGGUGAUGUCUAAUGGAUUUCUUUUCCUAGAAUAUGUCUCAUCAACUUGUAUUUUUGCUACCCAAGCUAGCCACAAGAGCCCUACCCCACAACUCAGUUUUUCUCUAUAACCCUCAAUACCUUGUAACUUAUGCUGAUUCACAGUAGCCAAAGGGGCUCUCCAUAAUUUUUAGUGACAUGGGUUGAAAGAAGAUAAUUUAAGUGACAUACAAUAUGAAAUUAACAAAAAGAAGACAGAGAGAGAUGCAAACAGUCUUAUGUCAUCAAAAGUUUUGUUUUACAUCUGAAGUUGAACUACUGACGUCUGAUGGAUUGCUUUACCUUGAAUAUGGCUCAUCAACUUUUAUUUUGGCUACCCCACAACUCAUCUUUUCUGUGUAUUCUCAAUACCUUGUAACUUGGCUUGAUUUCCAUUAGCCAAAGGGCAUCUCCAUAAUUUUUAGUAACGAAGGUUGAAAGAAGAUAAUAAAGUGACAUACAAAAUGAAACUAACAAAAAAUAAGAGACAUAAAGAGAUAGAGAGAGGCAAACAGUCUUAGAAAGUGUAAUGAAUUUUUGUUCCGAACAAGUUUUGGUUCAUGGUUAACCAUUGAUCAUAAUGAGGCUUUUCAACUAGAGUCAACUUAUUACAUGGAGGAAAACACGGGUUUUCUUUGCUGCUCUUUUAUUUUUACUAAAGAGGGUUAGAGUGUUUUUGUCUAUUCAUUUUUUCUUAAUUGAAAACAAAGACCUAUUCCUUGGUCUAUAUGUUGAUUUGGGAGAAAACUGUUUCUAGGAUAAAUCUUCUGAUAAAGUUCUCUCUAGAAGUGUUUCCUUGUGGUCAGUUUAAUUGCCAAAUUUUGGGUUUGUUAAAAGUUUCUUAACCUCCCUCUUCUUUCCCACAUUGAGUAUUUUGGUCACUCAAACGUAUUAGUUCAGUCACAUGAUUUUUUCUUUUCCAGGUGUUUAAAUUUGAAUUUGUUCCUUUUCCUACUUAAAAAGAUGUAUACACUCUAUCCAAUAAUUUGUUGAUGUAUCUGAAUAAGAGUUUGACUAUGACAACUACCUAAAAGGUCGUACAUUCUAAAUGAUUGGAUGAUAUUGUUCAAAUUUUUAUAUUGCGAACAUAUAAAAUAUAUGUAAACAUUUGUUCUAAUUUAAAGCUAAUUUGUUUUAUCAAAAGUUCAAAUGUCCUUGUUCAUCUCUUACAGAUCAUUCUUUCAAAUUUUUUGUUUCCUUGUUCGUUGACAUUUAAGUCUGUAAUGGGAAUGAAGUCUUUAAAAUUUAUCUGACUUUCAGUUGAAAUAGUUUACAUAUAAAAUAUAUGUAAACAUUUGUUCUAAUUUAAAGCUAAUUUGUUUUAUCAAAAGUUCAAAUGUCCUUGUUCAUCUCUUACAGAUCAUUCUUUCAAAUUUUUUGUUUCCUUGUUCGUUGACAUUUAAGUCUGUAAUGGGAAUGAAGUCUUUAAAAUUUAUCUGACUUUCAGUUGAAAUAGUUUUUUUUUUUUUUUUUUCAUUUUUCAAACUCAAUUUUUAGCUGACCCCUACCUAGUUGAAUGUGGCUUUAUUGUUGUUUAAGUUAAAAUUGUGAGAAUUCACUUAGUGAUAUUUUUAGUUUUAUGAUAUUCGGGCAGUUAUUCAUGGUUUUUUUUGUGUUCGUCAUGUGUGGUAAACACUUGCCCUUUGUUUAUUGAAGGAGAAAAGGUGGAGAGGAGAGAAAUAGGUGAGAGAUAAAAGAAAAAAGUGUUUAGGAAACUGGAAAUGAGAGAAGAGAGAGAAAUAAGGUGUGAGGUUUACUAUUAUUUUUAUUGUAUUUCUCACGUAUUUAUCUCUUUCCUAUUUUUCUGUACUAGACACAUUCAUUUUACUCAACAACUUCUCGUUUCUGUUCACCUUUGUUGCUGGUGACUUUCUGUGAUUACUUGAUACUAGUUUGUCCUUUGUAUUUGUUGUCUCUCUCCUAGCUAUUUAUCAAAUUGUUUAUGGAAUAUGAUUUUUCUUGAUAUGAUUUUUCUCCGAACAAAAAUAAAAAGAAAAAAGAAAAUCAUACUGAAGAUGUCGCACUUUACUUUUAUUCUUCAUAUAAUUUGGCAUGUAGUGAUCAGCCUCAGUUUUUUUAAAAUGUUAAUAAUUGGGGAGGCUGCUCUUUAUCAUACUUUAAAUAGCUCAUCAUCUUCACAAAAUACGAAUACUAAUGUUACCAGGUGUUAUCGAUUGGUAUGGUCAGCCUGCUAUAUUUCAAUUGAUUUUUGUAAAGAGCUUUUGCUUCCAGUUGAGUUAAAUUGCUCAACUGUUUUCGUGAGUUGAAAACGUUUGUUGAAUGGGUUGGGGUUGUAGACAGUGGCUCUCACUGUAUGCUUCUUGUGUCUGAAGGAAGUUUUGUACUAGUUCUAUGGUGUGGUCCAAGCAGCCCUUCUUACCCUUUCUCCAAUUUGAUUUACAAUUAAUACCUGCAUUGAUAAGAAAGUUAUGCACAACUAGUGUGAAAAUUAUAAUAUACUCCAUCUCCUGUGCUCAGCCAUGGGAGAAGGAAGAUUUGAGAAAAAGAGUUUUUCUUUUUCUCAUACUCCUUUUAUCCCUGUUCCACUAUAAAGGGGUUGUGAUGUGUAGUGGUUUAUGCAGCCUAAAACCCCUUUCCUUACCGUCUCAGGUCACAAUAAUAACCUUCCACUUUCUGCAGCAAAUUGAAGUGUGCUAGAACACGGGACAUUUUUGUACAUAAUCAAACUACGUACUUGCAUUUGUGCGUUAAAUGUAUGCCAACUUUGAUGUGAAAAUACAGUAACUUUUGUACUAAAAUGUCAAUUUGCUGUCUGCUUCAAUUCCCUCUUCGCAGCAUGUUUUUGUUUUAUGUUGUGUAGUGAUUUUUAAACUUCUAAUUUUGCACCUGCAACAUGGACAACAAUUGGAUUUUGUUCUAUAGUUUGUUAAAUAAGUUUGCAUUCAUUGUAAACAUUCCAAUGAGCAUGGUAGCAACAAGGCUCUCCAGGUCAAAAUAUUGAGGAGAUAUGGCAUUAGCUAUGAAAGAUUCAGUUGUUUGUAAUAUGCAGCACAGCACACCAUGCAUACUUUCUCAUUUUAGUUGCAUAAAAUUUCUGGAGCUUAGAGCCCCACGGCAGAGUUGGGCCUGGAAGUCUGAUAAAUUCUCUAGAUGAGUAUAAGAUAUUGCUAUAGUUUGGUUAUACUCUUAUCAGCAAUCCUGCACGGAUUCUUGGAAUUGUAUGCUUCCUGAGUUGCUGCUUUUCUAGUUGGUAAGGAAAAGUUAAUAAAUUUUUGUUUUCCUCUUGGUAUGAAUGUUGAAUAUUAUUUGAAUUAUCUAGUUCAUACUACUGCUCAUUCUAAUAGCUGACAUGAUCUGUCAUGGUGGGAACAUAUGCUAAGUUGGUGCCUCGGAUGGUUAGUUUGACUAUUUAUGUAUUAUCUCUAUUUGCGUUGAACAAUACUGACUGUACUGGUGCCUAUCUUGUAUGGUCUAUUGAAGAUGGGAAUCUUUUUUGCAGGCUUCGGAGUUCUCUGUGGCUUCAAUUUAAACCCCAUCAUAUUGCUGCUGGAGCAGCAUAUCUUGCUGCCAAGUUUUUGAACAUUGAUCUCACUGCUCAUCAGAACAUCUGGCAAGAGUUUCAGACAACACCAACCAUUC